GUUUAUCAGACUGAGAGGCUCCUGGGUGUGCACAGCAGGCAGGGAGAGCAAACCAAGGAUAAGCCCGCAAUCUACACAGCCAGUUGGUUGCCCUGCCCUCUGCCUGAUAGCAGGCAAAGGGGACACAGUGUGGGGCUGGGGACACCAGGAGCUUGCAGGGACCUGUUCUGUCAGCAGGAAGGACCAGCACCAGCACCUGCAAUGGAAGCAGGGAGGCAGGACUACAAUCUCCUGGUGAUUGGCGGGGGAUCUGGCGGCUUGGCUUGUGCCAAGGAAGCCGCUCAGCUGGGAAUGAAGGUGGCCGUGGUAGACUAUGUGGAGCCUUCCCCCCGAGGCACCAGGUGGGGCCUAGGCGGCACGUGUGUGAACGUUGGCUGCAUCCCCAAGAAGCUGAUACACCAGGCAGCGCUGCUGGGGGGUAUGAUCCGCGACGCUCCCCACUAUGGCUGGGAUGUGGCCCAGCCGGUCCUGCAUGACUGGAGGAAAAUGGCAGAAGCUGUUCAGAAUUAUGUGAAAUCCCUGAACUGGGGUCACCGGGUCCAGCUUCAGGAUAGAAAAGUCAAGUACUUUAACAUCAAGGCCAGCUUUGUCAAUGAGCACACGAUUUGCGGUGUCACUAAAGGUGGGAAAGAGACUUUGCUUUCUGCGGAGCAUAUCGUCAUUGCUACUGGAGGGCGGCCAAGGUACCCCACCCACAUCGAAGGCGCCUUGGAAUAUGGAAUUACAAGUGAUGACAUCUUCUGGCUGAAGGAAUCCCCUGGAAAAACGUUGGUGGUCGGAGCCAGCUAUGUGGCCCUAGAGUGUGCUGGCUUCCUCACUGGGCUCGGACUGGACACCACUGUCAUGAUGAGAAGCAUCCCCCUCCGGGGCUUUGACCAGCAAAUGUCUUCCUUGGUCACAGCGUACAUGGCCUCUCAAGGCACCAGGUUCCUGAAGCACUGUACCCCGUCAAGAGUGCAGAAACUUCCAGACGGCCAGCUCCAGGUCACCUGGGAGGACCUCACCUCUGGCAAGGAGAACAUGGGCACCUUCAGCACUGUCCUGUGGGCCAUAGGUCGAAUUCCAGAAACCAGAAGUCUGAAUUUGGAGAAUGCUGGAAUAAAUACCAACCCCAACAGUCAGAAGAUUCUGGUUGAUGCUCAGGAAGCCACCUCUGUCCCCCACAUUUAUGCCAUCGGAGACGUAGCAGAGGGGCGGCCCGAGCUGACACCCACGGCUAUAAUGGCAGGAAAACUCUUGGCCCGGCGCCUGUACGGUCAGUCCUUAGAUGUGAUGGAUUACAGCAACGUGCCCACCACAGUCUUCACCCCGCUGGAGUAUGGCUGCGUGGGGCUGUCAGAGGAGGAGGCCAUGGCUCGCCAUGGAGAAGAGCAUGUGGAGGUUUAUCAUGCAUAUUAUAAACCACUGGAGUUCACAGUGGCAGAACGGGAUGCAUCCCAGUGUUACAUAAAGAUGGUGUGCCUGCGGAAGCCCCCACAGCUGGUGCUGGGCCUGCACUUCCUCGGCCCCAAUGCAGGUGAAGUCACUCAAGGAUUUGCUCUGGGGAUCAAGUGCGGGGCCUCCUACGAGCAGGUGAUGCGGACGGUGGGCAUCCACCCCACCUGCGCUGAGGAGGUAGCCAAGCUGCGCAUCUCCAAGCGCUCGGGCCUGGACCCUACUGUGACAGGCUGCUGAGGGUAGGCAGCCAUCCCUGCCAGGCCAAGGGCACACGGCGUGCCUGCCGCCCCCACAACCAGGCUCUUUUGAGGCUCAGAUCCAGGACGUAGAAGGCCGAGCCUGGGCAAGCCUCACCUCUGCCUGGAGAGCCCCUGAGGUAGUCAGCAUGGGUGGCGUCUGGACCGACCCCCUGUGUGCCCUGCAGGGAUGGCUCCAAGGGUUGUCAGCCCCUGACCUCACACACCCUCCUGCCUGGGCCAGCCCCGCCAGGCCCCUGAUGCCAGAAGAUGACGAUGUGCACAGAAACCCACCCUGUGGGCUGUCCAUGUCCGAGCCCCUCUGGUGUCUCUGGAAUGUAAAUAAAGAGGGUGUUUCCCUGA
Messenger RNA from Acinonyx jubatus (cheetah), 2036 nucleotides. RefSeq names its product thioredoxin reductase 2 (gene TXNRD2). Gene Ontology annotation, molecular function: glutathione-disulfide reductase (NADPH) activity; flavin adenine dinucleotide binding; thioredoxin-disulfide reductase (NADPH) activity. Gene Ontology annotation, cellular component: mitochondrion; cytosol. NCBI's taxonomy places the organism in Eukaryota, Metazoa, Chordata, Mammalia, Carnivora, Felidae. Gene Ontology annotation, biological process: cell redox homeostasis; glutathione metabolic process; cellular response to oxidative stress. The transcript is spliced from 18 exons. The record is from RefSeq and is a predicted model, not a curated record. The coding region runs from base 202 to 1674 and encodes 490 amino acids.